Messenger RNA from Microstroma glucosiphilum, 1314 nucleotides. RefSeq lists its product as hypothetical. The transcript is spliced from 7 exons. NCBI's taxonomy places the organism in Eukaryota, Fungi, Basidiomycota, Exobasidiomycetes, Microstromatales, Microstromataceae. The record is from RefSeq and is a predicted model, not a curated record. Bases 1 to 1314 code for a protein of 437 amino acids.
AUGUUCAGCUACACGGUGAGCUCUCCGCCACCUGCCAAGAAAGCGCGCCACAAGAAGAUUGCCAAGAAUACCCAUCCACUUAACAAACGCUCAGUUACGGUCAACAAGACCACCCACUUAACAACCUCAGGCACGAUUCUCCAUGGCAUCGCCCAUGUGACGAGCGUCGUCAACCAGACGACGCCCUCAUCCAGUCACGCAAGCUGCUCUACAUCCACCCCCGUGCCGCAGACGAAGCCUUCACGAAUCGCCUCCGUGGAGCAAGAGUGGGCGCUCAUCGAGAUUACCACUAGACUCGAAGCAAGUGAGGAGAGUCUUAAGGAAACUCGACGAAUGCUUGCACUACUCCCUCGGGUCUCCAAGGGCCCCACCUCUGGCACUCUGCCAUCUUUCCUGCCUUCCUUAUGCCCCGCCUUCUUCCCGAGGCCAUCCUCAAGCAGCUUAGCCACCGAGGUCGAGCACCGCGAGCCACCAGCGACUGGCAAAAAGCGUGCUGCUUCGGUGUCGGAACUGGCUGAGCCUAACAAUCAUCCCCAUGAGGUCCGCAACUUUCCUCCCUCAAGCCCGAUCAAGCCCCGCCACAAGGGCAAGGGCAAGCAAAUGCAGACGAGGCCUCAAGUGGUAAUCAACAAGGCGAGGAAUCUCCACACCUCUGGGCCUAUAACUUCCGGCGUGGCCAAUCUGACAACCUGCUUCAACGAGAAGAACGCGACGAUGGCAAACAACGCAAAGCGUCUCAGGAUUGCGUCACAGGAUGUGGACACAUCGGGAAUUCCUGGGUGGACUGCCCAUGUUGCGCGAGUGCGCGGAAAUAAGGAGGAGCGAAACGAGAGCGAUGACGCCGAGGCACCAAGCAGCGGUCGCCAGCGCUCUGCUUCGAUGCCGAGGCCACAUGAGGACAGUGCUAGCGCUAUUCCACUAAGACUACGGCAGCAGUAUCAUCUGGAGCGGCUGAGAGAGAAGAAUGCCUCACUCGAGGCCACGGAACGCAAGAUCAAGGAGACCCGCAAGAUGAUUGGCAAGAUUCCGGCGUCCGAGUCCACCCACGGCGGCACGCUAGCUGCCUUCCUGCCUUCCUUCUUCCCGUCUCUUUUUCCCCGCACGGUACCAAGCAGCUCAGCCGGAGGGUCUCAGCACGAUUCGCCGGUAGCGACUGCCGCCAAACGUCCUCUUCCUGAGUCUGAGGAGGAUGAGCCUCAGAUCCCUACCUCGCCUCCGUCGACGCCCAGUAAGAAGAAGAGGGUUACACAGCCAAGCAAGACUACCUUUGGGGGCCUCGGUCGAGGUCGAGGCCCCAGAGAAGACGUCUGGUAG